Messenger RNA from Aspergillus wentii DTO 134E9, 2674 nucleotides. RefSeq lists its product as uncharacterized. NCBI's taxonomy places the organism in Eukaryota, Fungi, Ascomycota, Eurotiomycetes, Eurotiales, Aspergillaceae. The transcript has 5 exons. Bases 101 to 2512 code for a protein of 803 amino acids. The record is from RefSeq and is a predicted model, not a curated record.
CGACGCCGGGCUUUAUGUAAUUGAUUUUGUUCAUAAACGAACUCCCCCGCUGGUCGCAGUGUUCUCUGCUCCUCCUGCGAUCCUAUUGACCUCAUCCAAAAUGAGCGACAUUCCCUUCCAGCCCAAGAGCCCCGGCGAGUGGCAGAAAUACUCCAACAGCCAAGUGGUCACUUCGAUUCCGCUGAGAAAAGAGCAGAAAUCCGAACAGAACACCCUCAUUGAAAGAGACAUCUAUCUGGACGAAUCCAAGAUCGAGAAACCAGCGGCCCGGCUACUGUAUCUCUACGCUGAUGUCUUUGCAUUUACAAAAUCAGAGAUUACGAUCUCGCCCGCUCCAUAUAGUGAGAUUCAAAUUGUUGCGAGGGUUCUUACAGCCGACAAGCCUGUCCAUCUGAAGCUGGCGCCUCAAGGUGCUGGAUUCCAGCUGUGGAUCUUCGGUUACAUUCUUGACCAACCCAUUUCGGUUUCUGUGGGCAAUCAGGCGCCGCUUCUUCUUGGGCUGGGUCUGGGAAAGGAAUAUGUCGGUGUGAAGCUGAACGUCCAUCCGGACAAAAUCAAUCCCGAGUACCAAAAGGCUUAUAAUCCAGUCGUGGAUGAGGACCUUCAGGCCAGCCUCGACACCCAAUUGCGCGUUGCACUGGCACUAUUCUGGAGAAACACGUCCAUUGCCAUCUCCAUUUGCUCGUACGUCGCAGCACUCACGGUGAACCCAGCGUUGUACUCCCAGAUCAAUGCCCAAGCGGUAUCAUUAGGCCAGCAGCUCUCAGUGCAAGCAAUGACCGGGCCUGAUAUGGGCUAUGCUCCUGUCUUGAAAAUCUCUGAAUAUCUUCCAACCGUACGCGAUGGGCUUGAUGCAGUCACAGCCUUCCAGGACCAGUACGACCGCUUUCAAGAUAAUGAAGCCAAUGUGGAGAUGCAAAUUGCGGCCUGGAAUGCCAUGCUAGAGCAUGCACAGACUCAGCUCAGUAGAGGUGUCAAUCUCUCCAAGGUGGCGUGGGCUAAGUAUCAGGAUGCGUGUGUGGUGGUAGCCCGCUGCCAGGAGGAGGUGAAUGCCGAUAACAGGAAUUUGAGUGCUACCAAAGAGGCUUUUAACAAGGGCCUGGUUGCAUGGUAUGCGAAAACAUAUCUCACUGCAGCAUUCGAGACUCUGAGUGCAAUUAUCAAGUUUACGAAUGCUCCGGGUAUUCUCUCUCUCGGGUUUGAGUCCAGCAUUGGCGCUGCUCUGGCAGAUAUCAAAGGUGCAAUAGACGAAGUUAUCAAAGCGGAGAAGCAACCCGAUCACACCGGCAAAAUAAUCAAAUCGUCAACGCUGGAAACGCUGGGUGACUGUAUGCAAGCACUUGAAAGUCUUUAUCCAAAAACGGCGACCUUAACUGCAGCCAUCAAGGAACUGGAAUCUGAUCCCAAGGCGAAGAUCCCUGCGAUUGGGGAAGUUACAGGAAGCAGUGGCGGUGAUGCCGAUUCUCGAGCUAUCAUCACACUCACCGCAUGGGAUAAAUGGAGUCUUGAAUGUGAUCAGCAGUUGGAGUAUGCAAUCAGUCAAAGUGUUGCAGGAGCAAGCGGCUAUCGACUGGCUCUUCGAAAGCAGGCCGUGAAUGGCAAGACAUUGGCCCAAGCGCAGGCCGAAGCUGUCAAGGCCGGGCAGGAGUACGUGCAAGCUGCUAUGGAGGUCAUGGCCUGCUACCAAGAUAUUUCCAGUCUGAAGGAGCUACUGAAGAAGUACAAGGGGGAGAAGGACAAGUAUGCCCUGGCCAAAGCCAAGUUCUUCAGCCGCGUCCUGGCCAUUCGAACCAGCGUCGUGAUGCAGAUGCAGAAGCUGGUAUGGGCAUACAGAUACUGGGCCUUGGCCGACAGCACCGUGGUGCUCGACUCUCAGAAGCCGAUUGUGGAAUUCCGAAAUGAUCUUUUCACGCUCGAGAGAGAAAUCGAAUCGGCCGAUGAGAAAUACGCAACUGAUUUCCAACCAUUCAACUGGACUGUUCCUUCUAAAGAUCUCCCUGCCAAUUAUGGCCCCCUAAUGGUUCAAGGGCUGAAAGGUGAGAACCACAGUGCCAGCUUUACACUUGCCCCAAGUACCGAUCCAACCGACAAGGAAAGCUUCGCCAGUGUGUUCAAAGACGGUUCGCAUUUCCGCUUGGAUGGUCUGGAGACAUUCUUGCAAGGCGUCGUUCCCCGACCAGAGGCAGUCCAUAAUGGAGUCGUGCAGGUCGAUAUUGACAUUCUGACAACCGGCGUCUAUGCGGAUAUACAGGGUGGCAAGAUCUUUCACUUUGCCAGCCUGGCCAGACAGGUGCGACUCUCGUACGACAUCACGGCAGCAGGGGAAGUCGGAGAGACGCAUGUUCAUGCUAUCUUUCCAACACAGCAACAUGCUGAGCCAACCCCCUUUACCCAAUGGACGAUCAAAUUGCGAAAUCCUGAGCAGCUGGACUUGGCUGGACUGUCGGGGGUAGACUUGCACUGGAAAGGACAUGCUCGCUUUGUCAAAAAGACAUCACAGAAGCAGGAAUAGGCGAGGCUACUAGUGUCCCAUAAGGGCGGCUCACUCUAGCACGCGGAUUAGAUAUAUGAAGCUGCCUAGGACAUUCUAAAUAGCUACCUAAAUGAGAUUCUAUCCUAGUGGAGAUAAGUAAUAGGCUGUCUCAAGGAAUGCAUAUAUUACUAGAAUAACGGU